AUGUCCAGACAGAUUUCAGACCAAGACUUGAGCGAAUGGCAACGCCAGAUUGGCGACGAUGUUGCUAUCAGCAAGCUCUCCCUGCCGGGCACGCACAACAGUGCGGCUAGUCAUCUUUCACUCUUCUCCGUGAAGUGCCAGGGUGCCCCAAUCACGGAGCAAUUGAACCACGGAGUUCGGUUCCUGGAUAUCCGCGUUUCUACUCCUUUUUUCAACGAUCCGAAGGGCUGGUUUGGAAAGAACAAGAAAGAUUUGCAAGUCAUCCAUGGUCAAUUUCCUGUGAAACUGCCUACGCCUGUCAAGCUUCACGGGGUACUCGACGAGGUGUAUGGGUUUCUUGAAAAACACCCAUCCGAGUCGGUUAUCGUUUCCAUCAAGUCCGAGGGUCGUGACAAAUGGGAGGGCCAGGACUUCCCCAAUCUAAUCUGGGACGAGUAUGUUUCGCCAAAACAGGACAAAUGGUACCUCAGCCCUUCUAUCCCACGUAUGGGCGAGUGCCGUGGAAAGGUCAUUUUGUUCCGUAGAUUCGGCGUGGACGACUCCAAGAAGAACUCUUACGGCAUUGACGCGUCAUGGUGGCAAUACAAUACCACAAUGGACGAUCGUGGCAACUACGUGGUGCAGGAUUGGUGUGAGGUAAUGAAGAAGGAUGACAUCAACACGAAGAGCCAAUACGUGAAGGACCAUCUUUCCCGUGCAAUUGAGUACAACUCCACAGAUAGCCAGAACCCUAAGCUUUACGUCAAUUUUUGCUCUGGAGCGAACUUUUUCGACCCUGAUUGCUGGCCAAAAAAGGUUGCGAGUGGGUUGACCUCAUUGAAGAUCGAAGAUAACUACGGAAAGGGCUGUGGAAUCGUGGUUCUCGACUACAUUGAAAGGGAAAACUGGAAGGAGGUAAAGACACUUGUCUCAACCAACUACUAG
This is a messenger RNA of Kuraishia capsulata CBS 1993, 924 nucleotides long. RefSeq lists its product as uncharacterized. The record is from RefSeq and is a predicted model, not a curated record. The coding region runs from base 1 to 924 and encodes 307 amino acids. Gene Ontology annotation, molecular function: phosphoric diester hydrolase activity. Gene Ontology annotation, biological process: lipid metabolic process. The transcript is spliced from 2 exons. Lineage: Eukaryota; Fungi; Ascomycota; Pichiomycetes; Pichiales; Pichiaceae.